AUGGAAAACACUGACAGUGAAAGCGUCCCUCCUGAGGCGGCACAAGAGGCUCCUCCCUCAACAGAAGAGGCAGACCUUUCGCAAGAUGUGGCCCCGCCCCCUCCGGAAGAAGAGGCCCCGCCCCCUCCAGGAGAGGAGGCUGGUGCAGAAUUCCCUCUUCCCGCGGAAGGUACUGACUUUCGGAACCUCAUUCCUAGCGAAGAAGAGGAAAUUCUUCCAGAAGAGAAGGCGCUAGAUAGACAUCGAGCUAGGCCCCAGCCGCGCCCUGCUCAAUCAGUGCUCUCUGAAAUGCUUUCUUUGUCUCCUCGUCGAUCGUCUAAAUAUCGCCGAAGUAUGAGUGGUAUUCCAAAUCUUCAGGAAACAUUAAAAGAGAAACAGGCAAGAUUUAGAGAUGCAAGGGAAAACCGAAAGCUGAAAAUUGACCCUUCAUACAAAUAUAUAUUUGAAAUUCUGUCAGAAAAGCUUGGCCUGGACAUAGGAUCUGUUGAAGAAUUAAUUUUGGAUUGCCCAUCUCUGGAAGCGUUUGCUAAUUUUUUUGGGAAAGAUGGUUGUAAGACAUUGAAAAUUUUCUACCAGGAAGGAGACGUGCCUGGUGUCGAAUGCGGUCGGACCAUUCCUGGAGUAACCAAAGGGUCAAAAAUGAUGAGAUUGUAUAUAGACAACGCGGCCCCAGAGAAACUAAAAGGACUGUGUGUGUUUUUUGUUCGUUGUCGUAAUGAUGUUGCUAUCAAUGUUAAAAGUGUUAAUGAGGACGUGCUAUUUACUGUUCUGGAUGCAUCAGAAGGACUCUUAAAAGGGAUUAGGAAUAUGCUGGCAAGUAUAUUUCUACCAGCUAUUCUUGCAACAAACAGUUGGGGUGCUUUAAACCAGUCCAAACAGGGAGAAUCUGAAAAAUAUAUUUUCACCGAAACUAUCAACAGAUACCUUUCAUUUUUAGAUGGUGCUACAGUGAGUAUUGAAGGGACAGUGAAGUUAAAGACUAUAGACCAUGUUGAUUUUUCCAAACUGCAUACCUUUGAAGAAGUGACUGCAGCAGCCAGCAAUUCAGAAACUGUUCAUCAGUUAGAGGAUGUGCUGAUGAUAUGGUAUAAACAGAUUGAACAGGUGCUUAUUGAGAGUGAGCAGAUGAGAAAAGAAGCUGAUGAUUCAGGGCCACUCACCGAAUUGGAACACUGGAAACGCAUGUCAGCGAAGUUCAACUAUAUCAUUGAACAGAUUAAAGGGCCAAGUUGUAAGGCUGUCAUCAAUGUGCUAAAUGUUGCACACUCCAAAUUGUUGAAGAAUUGGCGUGAUUUGGAUGCAAGAAUCACCGAUACAGCAAAUGAAUCUAAAGAUAAUGUCAGAUAUUUGUACACCCUGGAGAAAGUAUGUCAGCCUCUCUAUAACUAUGACCUAGUUUCCAUGGCACAUGGAAUACAAAAUUUGAUUAAUGCCAUCAGAAUGAUUCACGGUGUGUCAAGGUAUUAUAACACCUCCGAGAGAAUGACUUCAUUGUUUAUCAAGGUAACAAACCAAAUGGUGACAGCAUGUAAAGCAUAUAUUACUGAUGGAGGAUUAAGCCAUGUAUGGGAUCAGGAUACACCAGCUGUGCUAAAGAAAAUUCAGGAUUGCAUUUUUCUAUUCAAGGAAUACCAGGCAUCUUUUCACAAAACAAAGAAACAGAUUUUAGAAUCCUCAGGGGAAAAAUCUUUUGAAGUUUCAGAAAUGUAUAUAUUUGGAAAAUUUGAAGCUUUCUGUAAAAGGCUGGAAAAGAUUACAGAAAUGAUAACUGUUGUGCAAACAUAUUCAGCUUUGAGUAAUUCUACCAUAGAAGGAAUAGAUAUUAUGGCAAUAAAAUUCAAGAAUAUUUAUCAAGGAGUUAAGAAAAAGCAGUAUGAUAUUCUGGAUCCAAGAAGAACAGAAUUUGAUCACGAUUUCUUGGACUUCAUGUCAAAAAUCAAUGCUUUAGAGGUACAAAUACAGUCAUUUAUGAACAGUACUUUUGGAAAAAUCUCAUCUUCUCAGCAGGCUCUUCAGCUGCUUCAAAGAUUUCAGAAGCUGAACAUCCCCUGUCUUCAAUUAGAAAUAAACCAUACAAUUGAGCGUAUUCUUCAGUUUUACGUGGCUGAACUUGAUGCUACGAAGAAGCUUUAUCAUUCUCAAAAAGAUGACCCACCUCUCGCUCGCAACAUGCCCCCUAUAGCAGGAAAAAUCCUUUGGGUGAGGCAGCUCUAUCGCCGGAUCAGUGAGCCCAUCAACUAUUUCUUUAAAAACUCAGACAUUUUGUCAAGUGUGGAAGGUAAAGCUGUGAUCCGUCAGUAUAACAAGAUUGCCUAUGUGCUGGUGGAAUUCGAGGUGAUCUAUCACACAGCCUGGGUCAAGGAGAUUACCCAGUUACAUUAUGCUUUACAAGCCACGCUUUUUGUGAGACAUCCAGAAACAGGGAAGUUGCUGGUUAAUUUUGAUCCCAAAAUUUUGGAAGUUGUUCGAGAAACUAAGUGCAUGUUAAAAAUGAAGUUGGAUGUACCAGAAGAUGCAAAGAGAUUGCUAAAAUUGGAAAGUAAAUUGAAAGCAGACAAACUGUAUUUGCAGGGUCUUCUGCAGUAUUAUGAUGAGUUAUGUCAGGAGGUGCCUUCUGUGUUUGUCAAUCUGAUGACCCCUAAAAUGAAAAAGGUGGAAUCUGUGCUGAGGCAGGGGCUCGCCAUCUUGACCUGGUCAUCUUUAACCCUGGAGAGCUUCUUUCAAGAAGUUGAUUCAGUUUUGGAUAUGUUCAAUCAACUUUUAAAGACGAUCAAUGACUUGUGUGAAAUGCAUAUUGAUACUGUUCUAAAGGAGAUAGCCAAAACGGUGUUAAUUUCCCUGCCUGAAGGUGGCGCUACCAGAGUAGAAGAUAUGUUGACCCUCAAUGAGACAUAUACAAAAGAAUGGGCUGAUAUUCUAAACCAUAAAAGUAAGCAUGUGGAAGAAGCUGUCAAAGAACUUAUAUUAAUAUUUGAACAAAUUUAUGAAGUCAAGUACACUGGCAAAUCAGGAAAACAGGGACCAGAACAGCGGAAACAUGUUGCUUUUGGAAGUGAAACAGAAGACGGUGAAACUGACUAUGAUGCUAACAUUGGGAAUGAGGAUACAAAUGAUAAAGAAGAUGAGUUUAAAAAGGAAUGUAAAGAGGUCUAUGCUUUUUUCUCUCAUCAAUUACUGGACAGUCUUCAAAAAGCUACACGGUUAUCUUUGGACACAAUGAAAAGAAGAAUAUUUGUUACAAGCUCUUAUGGACGAAAGCGGUCAGAAGAUGUUAUUUCCUUUAUAAAAACCGAAGUACAUCUCGCAAUUCCCAACGUGGUGAUGGUUCCUAGUCUGGAUGAUAUUCAACAAGCCAUUAACCGUAUGAUCCAGCUAACCCUGGAGGUCAGUAGAGGGGUGGCCCACUGGGGGCAACAGCAGAUCCGUCGCAUCAAGUCUACCAUUGCCAGUCCCGAUGGGAUCCACACAAGCUCAGGAAAACUGAAGCGGGAAGAAAAAUCUUUUGAAGAAGUUAUUCCUGCAAGGAAGCUGAAGAAUUUCUACCCGGGUGUAGCAGAGCACAAGGAUAUUUCCAAGCUGGUCCUCCUCCUUUCUUCCUCUGUGAAUUCUUUAAGAAAGGCAGCACAUGAGGCCCUGCAGGACUUUCAGAAGUAUAAGACUCUCUGGACAGAGGACCGAGACGUGAAAGUGAAGGAGUUUUUGGCUAACAAUCCCUCUCUGACGGAAAUCAGAUCAGAAAUUCUACGCUAUGCUACUUUUGAACAGGAGAUUGAUGAGUUGAAGCCUAUUAUUAUUGUAGGAGCACUUGAAUUACAUACAGGGCCAAUGAAAUUGGCCUUGUCCAUUGAGGCUAAGGCAUGGAAGAUGUUACUCUGUCGAUAUUUGAAUGAAGAAUAUAAAAAGAAAAUGUCAGACAUGAUUGCAUUUAUUAAUGAAUACUUGAAAAAGUUGUCUAGACCCAUUCGUGAUUUAGAUGAUGUCAGAUUUGCAAUGGAAGCCUUGUCUUGUAUCCGUGAUAAUGAAAUCCAGAUGGAUAUGACCUUGGGACCAAUUGAAGAAGCCUAUGCUAUUUUAAAUAGAUUUGAAGUUGAAGUAACCAAAGAAGAAUCAGAAGCAGUUGAUACCUUGAGAUAUUCUUUCAACAAAUUGCAGAGUAAAGCUGUUUCUGUUCAAGAUGAACUCGUUCAAGUGCAGCCAAAGUUUAAAAGUAGUCUGCUUGAGUCUGUGGAAGUUUUUCGUGAGGACGUGAACAAUUUUGCAGAAGCAUACGAGCUGGAAGGACCCAUGGUUCCAAAUAUACCGCCCCAAGAAGCAAGCAACAGGCUACAGAUAUUUCAGGCGAAUUUUGAUGAUCUCUGGAGGAAAUUUGUUACAUAUUCAUCUGGUGAACAACUUUUUGGAUUGCCUGUGACUGACUAUGAGGUUCUACACAAAACCAAAAAGGAACUCAACUUGCUGCAGAAACUGUAUGGACUAUAUGAUACUGUAAUGGGCAGUAUCAGUGGUUACUACGAAAUACUCUGGGGAGAUGUUGAUAUUGAAAAAAUUAAUGCAGAACUGCAGGAAUUUCAGAACAGGUGUCGUAAACUGCCAAAAGGACUUAAAGAUUGGCAGGCUUUUUUGGAUCUCAAAAAAAGGAUUGAUGAUUUUAGUGAGUCCUGUCCUCUCCUGGAAAUGAUGACCAAUAAGGCGAUGAAACAGAGGCACUGGGAUCGAAUCUCUGAGUUAACUGGAACCCCAUUUGAUGUGGAAUCUGAUACUUUUUGCCUUAGAAAUAUCAUGGAAGCACCACUCCUUAAAAAUAAGGAUGAUAUUGAGGAUAUCUGCAUAUCCGCCAGUAAGGAGAAGGAUAUUGAAGCCAAGCUGACUCAGGUCAUUGAGAAUUGGACCAACCAAAACCUAAGUUUUGCAGCCUUUAAGGGAAAGGGAGAACUCCUACUCAAAGGAACUGAAUCAGGAGAAAUUAUCACUCUGAUGGAAGAUAGUUUAAUGGUCUUAGGGUCCUUACUAAGCAACAGGUAUAAUGCCCCAUUUAAAAAAACUAUACAGAAUUGGGUGUAUAAAUUGUCCACGUCAUCAGAUAUAAUUGAAGAGUGGCUAAUAGUACAGAAUCUUUGGGUUUACCUUGAAGCUGUCUUUGUGGGUGGAGACAUUGCCAAACAGCUGCCUCAGGAAGCAAAACGCUUUCAGAAUAUUGACAAGUCAUGGAUAAAAAUAAUGCAGCGAGCUCACGAGAAUCCCAAUGUGAUUAACUGCUGUGUGGGAGAUGAAACCAUGGGACAGCUUCUACCUCAUUUGCACGAACAGCUGGAAGUGUGUCAGAAGUCACUCACGGGGUAUUUGGAGAAGAAGCGAUUAUUAUUUCCAAGAUUUUUCUUUGUAUCCGAUCCAGUUCUCUUGGAAAUUCUUGGACAAGCCAGUGAUUCCCACACUAUACAGCCUCAUCUGCCUGCUGUGUCCGACAACAUCAAUGAGGUGGCAUUUCACGCAAAAGACUAUGAUCGGAUAUUGGCUGUCAUAUCAAGAGAAGGAGAAAAAAUUGUUUUGGAUAAUUCUGUUAUGGCCAAAGGUCCUGUAGAGAUUUGGCUUUUGGAAUUGUUAAAAAUGCAGAUGUCCUCAUUACAUAACAUCAUCAGAUCUGCGUUCUAUCAGAUCAGUGAUUCGGGUUUUCAACUCUUACCUUUCCUCAACCAUUUUCCAGCACAGGUUGGUCUUCUAGGAAUUCAGAUGUUGUGGACACAUGAUUCAGAAGAGGCUUUAAAUAAUGCAAAAGAUGACAGGAAGAUCAUGCAGGUGACCAAUCAGAAAUUUUUGGACAUUCUGAAUACUCUCAUCAGUCAGACGACACAUGACCUCACCAAGUUUGACAGAGUGAAGUUUGAAACUCUGAUUACCAUCCACGUGCAUCAGAGAGAUAUUUUUGAUGACUUGGUAAAAAUGCAUAUCAAAUCAGCUACUGAUUUUGAAUGGCUAAAACAAAGUAGAUUUUAUUUUAAGGAAGAUUUGGAUCAAACUGUGGUGUCUAUUACAGAUGUUGAUUUUAUUUAUCAGAAUGAAUUUCUGGGAUGCACUGAUCGUCUUGUGAUCACGCCGUUAACAGAUAGAUGCUAUAUCACGUUGGCGCAGGCUUUGGGGAUGAACAUGGGAGGUGCUCCAGCAGGACCUGCAGGCACUGGCAAAACAGAAACCACGAAGGACAUGGGAAGGUGUUUGGGAAAAUACGUGGUUGUGUUCAACUGCUCAGAUCAAAUGGAUUUCAGAGGCCUCGGAAGGAUUUUCAAAGGUCUCGCACAGUCAGGUUCCUGGGGCUGUUUUGAUGAGUUUAACAGAAUUGAAUUGCCUGUACUGUCAGUGGCGGCACAACAAAUUUAUAUUGUUUUGACAGCAAGAAAAGAAAGGAAAAAACAGUUCAUUUUUUCUGAUGGUGAUUGUGUUGAUUUAAAUCCAGAAUUUGGAAUCUUCUUAACCAUGAACCCUGGAUAUGCUGGGCGCCAGGAACUACCAGAAAACUUAAAAAUCCAGUUUAGAACGGUUGCUAUGAUGGUUCCCGAUAGACAGAUCAUUAUGCGAGUUAAACUCGCAAGCUGUGGUUUUCUUGAAAAUGUUAUCCUGGCUCAAAAAUUUUAUGUUCUUUACAAACUCUGUGAAGAGCAACUUACUAAACAGGUUCAUUAUGACUUUGGAUUGAGAAAUAUUCUAUCUGUAUUGAGGACACUUGGAUCUCAAAAAAGAGCCAGACCAGAAGAUAGUGAAUUAAGCACUGUCAUGAGAGGACUGAGAGAUAUGAACCUCUCUAAAUUGAUCGAUGAAGAUGAACCCCUGUUCCUCAGCUUGAUCAAUGACCUGUUCCCAGGAUUGCAGCUGGACAGUAGUACUUAUGUGGAACUGCAAGCUGCAGUAACCAACCAGGUUCAGCUGGAAGGCUUGAUUAACCAUCCGCCCUGGAACCUCAAACUUGUGCAGUUAUAUGAGACGUCUUUGGUACGGCAUGGCUUGAUGACUCUUGGGCCCAGUGGUUCUGGAAAGACAACUGUUAUAACAGUUCUGAUGAAGUCAUUAACAGAAUGUGGACGGCCCCAUAGAGAAAUGCGAAUGAAUCCAAAAGCUAUUACCGCACCUCAGAUGUUUGGCAGACUGGACACUGCUACUAAUGACUGGACAGAUGGGAUUUUUUCUACUCUGUGGAGAAAAACAUUAAAAGCUAAAAAAGGUGAAAACAUUUUCCUCAUUUUAGAUGGCCCCGUGGAUGCCAUUUGGAUUGAAAACUUAAAUUCUGUGUUGGAUGACAAUAAAACUCUCACGUUAGCUAAUGGAGAUCGCAUUCCCAUGGCCCCUAGUUGCAAGCUUUUGUUUGAAGUCCACAAUAUUGAGAACGCCUCUCCUGCCACAGUGUCCAGGAUGGGCAUGGUCUACAUCAGCAGCUCUGCUCUCAGCUGGAGGCCGAUAUUGCAGGCCUGGUUGAAGAAGCGCACUAUUCAGGAAGCUACCACAUUCCAAAAUUUGUAUGAUAAAGCCUUUGAAGAUGCAUAUACAUUUAUGAAGCUAAACCUCAGUCCCAAAAUGCAGCUCUUAGAGUGCAACUAUAUUGUGCAAUCUCUUAAUCUUCUGGAAGGUUUAAUUCCCUCCAAAGAAGAAGGCGGUAUUUCAUGUGUCGACCAUCUUCAUAAAUUAUUCGUAUUUGCCCUAAUGUGGAGUUUAGGAGCCCCUCUGGAACUGGAAAACAGAGAAAAACUGGAAAACUUUUUACGAACUCAUGAAAGCAAGUUAGACUUACCAGAAAUACCUAAAGGCACGAACCAAACCAUGUAUGAAUUUUUUGUUACUGAUUAUGGUGAUUGGGAGCACUGGAACAAGAAGCUGCAGCCGUAUUAUUAUCCAACUGACAGUAUUCCAGAAUACUCAUCCAUCUUGGUUCCAAACGUUGACAAUGUCAGAACCAAUUUUUUGAUCGACACUAUUGCAAAACAGCAUAAAGCUGUUUUGCUCAUAGGAGAGCAGGGAACUGCAAAAACUGUAAUGGUUAAGGCUUAUUUGAAAAAAUAUGAUCCUGAAGUACAGUUAUCCAAAAGUCUGAACUUUUCCUCUGCCACAGAACCAAUGAUGUUUCAGAGAACAAUUGAAAGCUAUGUGGAUAAGCGAAUGGGAAGCACCUAUGGGCCACCAGGAGGAAGAAAAAUGACUGUGUUUAUUGAUGAUAUUAAUAUGCCUGUGAUUAAUGAGUGGGGAGACCAGAUAACUAACGAGAUCGUGCGACAGAUGAUGGAAAUGGAAGGAAUGUACAGUUUGGAUAAGCCUGGAGACUUCACCACUAUUGUUGAUGUGCAGCUCAUAGCAGCCAUGAUCCACCCUGGAGGUGGUCGAAAUGAUAUUCCACAACGUUUAAAAAGACAGUUUACUGUGUUUAAUUGUACCUUGCCUUCAAAUAAUUCAAUAGACAAAAUUUUCGGAGUUAUUGGCUGUGGAUACUUUGAUCCCUGCAGAAAGUUCAAACCUGAAGUAUGUGACAUGAUUUUGAAUUUAGUCUCAGUAGGCAGAGUGCUGUGGCAAUGGACUAAGGUGAAGAUGCUGCCAACUCCUUCUAAAUUUCAUUACAUCUUUAAUCUUCGAGAUCUUUCCAGAAUCUGGCAAGGAAUGUUGACCAUAAAAGCUGAGGAGUGUGAUUCGCUUCCUGUUCUCCUGUCACUUUUCAAACACGAGUGCAAUAGAGUAAUUGCAGACAGAUUUAUAACUCCCGAAGAUGAGCAGUGGUUUAAUGUGCAUCUUAUUCAUGCAAUUGAAGAAAAUAUUGGCUCUGAUGUGGCAUCGUGUAUUCUCCCUGAACCAUACUUUGUGGAUUUUCUCCGUGAGAUACCGGAACCGACUGGUGAUGAACCUGAAGACACUGUGUUUGAAACACCCAAAAUCUAUGAACUGGUACCAUCCUUUGACUUUCUGUCUGAGAAACUCCAGUUUUACCAGAGACAGUUCAAUGAAAUCAUUAGGGGAACAAGUUUAGAUCUGGUGUUUUUUAAAGACGCAAUGACUCAUCUUAUCAAGCUUUUUAGGUCUUACAAUGUGAGUAAUCUAACAGAUGAUUUAAAAGCUUUAUACAAAGUUGCUGGUGGUGAAGGAAAAGGCAUCACCUUCAUCUUUACUGACAAUGAGAUCAAAGAUGAGGCGUUUCUGGAAUACCUUAACAACUUGCUGUCGUCAGGGGAGAUCUCCAAUUUGUUUGCAAGAGAUGAGAUGGAUGAAAUCACCCAAAGUCUGAUAUCAGUGAUGAAAAGGGAGCUGCCUCGACAUCCUCCUACCUUUGAUAAUCUGUAUGAGUACUUCAUUUCAAGGUCGAGAAAGAACUUGCACGUUGUUCUCUGCUUUUCUCCAGUUGGUGAGAAGUUCCGUGCCCGUUCCUUGAAGUUUCCUGGCUUGAUCUCAGGUUGCACUAUGGACUGGUUCAGUCGCUGGCCAAAGGAGGCACUAGUCGCCGUAGCCUCCUAUUUCCUUUCAGGCUAUAACAUUGUCUGCUCCUUGGAAAUUAAAAGACAGGUUGUAGAAACGAUGGGCCUCUUUCAUGACAUGGUUUCAGAGAGCUGUGAAAGUUACUUCCAAAGAUACCGCCGAAGAGCACAUGUGACUCCUAAGUCUUAUCUCUCCUUUAUAAAUGGAUAUAAAAAUAUUUAUGCUGAAAAGGUGAAAUAUAUUAAUGAACAAGCUGAACGUAUGAAUAUUGGUCUUGAUAAGCUUAUGGAGGCAAGUGAAUCCGUUGCUAAACUCUCUCAAGAUCUGGCAGUCAAAGAGAAGGAACUGGCAGUGGCCUCUGUAAAAGCAGAUGAAGUAUUAGCAGAAGUCACAGUGAGUGCUCAGGCUUCAGCCAAAAUAAAAAAUGAAGUACAGGAGGUGAAAGACAAAGCCCAAAAAAUUGUGGAUGAAAUUGACACGGAAAAAGUCAAAGCCGAGUCUAAACUUGAGGCGGCUAAGCCUGCUCUGGAAGAAGCAGAGGCAGCCCUGAAUACUAUCAAACCAAAUGAUAUUGCCACGGUCAGAAAGCUUGCAAAACCCCCACAUCUUAUUAUGAGAAUCAUGGAUUGUGUUUUGCUACUCUUUCAAAAGAAAAUUGACCCUGUUACUAUGGAUCCAGAGAAGCCGUGCUGCAAGCCGUCAUGGGGAGAGUCAUUAAAGUUGAUGAGUGCAACAGGAUUCCUGUGGAGCCUUCAGCAGUUCCCCAAGGACACUAUAAAUGAAGAGACUGUUGAGUUAUUACAGCCGUAUUUUAGCAUGGAUGACUAUUCCUUUGAAAGUGCCAAAAAGGUCUGUGGAAAUGUGGCUGGUCUGCUUUCUUGGACACUGGCUAUGGCAACAUUUUAUGGCAUAAAUAAGGAAGUGUUGCCUCUAAAGGCUAACCUGGCCAAGCAGGAAGGCCGCUUAUCCGUGGCUAAUGCUGAGUUGGGGAAGGCUCAGGCACUGCUGGAUGAAAAACAAGCCGAGCUGGAUAAAGUACAAGCAAAAUUUGAUGCAGCGAUGAAUGAGAAAAUGGAUUUGCUUAACGAUGCUGAUAUGUGCCGGAAGAAGAUGCAGGCAGCCUCCGCUCUCAUCGACGGGCUGAGCGGAGAGAAAGUCCGAUGGACCCAGCAAAGUAAGGAGUUCAAAGCUCAGAUUAAUAGGCUUGUGGGUGAUAUUCUGCUGUGCACGGGAUUCCUUUCCUACCUUGGUCCUUUCAAUCAGAUAUUCAGGAACUAUUUGCUUAAAGACCAAUGGGAGUUAGAAAUGAGAGUGCGGAAAAUUCCUUUCACUGAAAACCUGAACCUUAUCUCAAUGUUGGUGGAUCCCCCAACUAUUGGUGAGUGGGGUCUGCAGGGAUUGCCAGGAGAUGAUCUCUCAAUUCAGAAUGGCAUUAUUGUGACAAAGGCCACCAGGUACCCACUCCUCAUAGACCCACAAACUCAAGGCAAGACUUGGAUCAAAUCAAAGGAAAAAGAAAAUGAUCUGCAGGUGACAUCUCUGAACCAUAAAUAUUUCCGCACGCACUUGGAGGACAGCCUUUCCUUAGGCCGACCCCUUCUCAUUGAGGACAUUCGCGAGGAGCUGGAUCCAGCCUUGGAUAAUGUAUUAGAAAAGAAUUUCAUUAAAUCAGGCACCACCUUCAAGGUGAAAGUUGGUGACAAGGAAUGCGAUGUCAUGGAUACAUUUAAACUUUAUAUUACUACAAAGUUACCAAACCCUGCCUUUACCCCUGAGAUUAAUGCUAAAACGUCAGUCAUUGACUUUACUGUUACUAUGAAAGGACUUGAGAAUCAGUUACUAAGGAGAGUAAUUCUAACAGAGAAACAGGAGUUAGAAUCUGAGCGGGUUAAACUUUUAGAGGACGUUACUUUUAAUAAGCGGAAGAUGAAAGAACUUGAAGAUAACCUCCUUUAUAAAUUAAGUACUACAAAAGGUUCACUGGUAGAUGAUGAAUCUCUCAUUGGUGUCCUCCGCACUACCAAACAGACAGCGGCUGAAGUGAGUGAAAAGUUACACGUGGCCGCAGAAACCGAGGUCAAGAUCAACACGGCUCAGGAGGAGUUCCGGCCGGCAGCCACCCGCGGUAGCAUCCUCUACUUCCUCAUCACGGAGAUGAGUAUGGUCAACAUCAUGUACCAGACCUCGCUGGCCCAGUUCUUGAAGUUGUUUGACCAGUCAAUGGCCAGAUCUGAAAAGUCUCCGCUACCUCAAAAGAGAAUCACAAAUAUUAUUGAGUAUCUGACAUAUGAAGUUUUUACAUACUCGGUCAGGGGCCUAUACGAAAACCACAAAUUCCUUUUCGUGCUCCUCAUGACCUUAAAGAUUGAUCUUCAGAGAGGAACAGUGAAGCACAGAGAGUUUCAGGCUCUCAUCAAAGGGGGAGCAGCUCUGGAUCUGAAAGCCUGCCCUCCCAAGCCCUUUCGCUGGAUCCUCGACAUGACUUGGUUGAAUCUUGUGGAGCUGAGCAAACUGCCACAAUUUGCAGAAAUCAUGAACCAGAUAUCUCGUAAUGAGAAGGGGUGGAAAAGCUGGUUUGAUAAAGAUGCUCCAGAGGAGGAGAUUAUCCCUGAUGGAUAUAAUGAUUCACUAGAUACUUGCCGGAAACUUCUACUUAUCAGGUCUUGGUGCCCAGACCGUACUGUCUUUCAAGCAAGAAAGUAUAUUGCAGAUUCUUUGGAGGAGAAGUACACAGAACCAGUUAUCUUAAAUCUGGAGAAGACCUGGGAAGAAAGUGACACCCGAACCCCUCUGAUAUGUUUCCUGUCCAUGGGGUCUGAUCCCACCAUUCAGAUUGAUGCGUUGGCCAAGAAACUGAAACUGGAAUGUAGAACUAUCUCCAUGGGGCAAGGACAAGAAGUACAUGCCAGGAAGCUGAUUCAGAUGUCAAUGCAACAGGGUGGUUGGGUAUUGCUACAAAAUUGUCAUCUUGGCCUGGAAUUCAUGGAAGAGUUACUGGAGACGCUAAGUACCAUUGAAGCCAAUGACGAUUCUUUCCGGGUGUGGAUAACUACGGAGCCUCAUGACCGAUUUCCAAUUACAUUGCUCCAGACUUCCCUCAAGUUCACUAAUGAGCCACCCCAAGGUGUACGCGCAGGUUUGAAAAGAACAUUUGCUGGAAUUAAUCAAGACCUCCUGGACAUCAGUAAUUUGCCCAUGUGGAAGCCGAUGCUUUACACAGUAGCCUUUUUACACUCCACUGUGCAGGAGCGACGAAAAUUUGGUCCCUUAGGAUGGAACAUUCCCUAUGAAUUCAAUUCUGCUGACUUUUCAGCCAGUGUUCAGUUUAUUCAGAAUCACCUUGAUGAAUGUGAUAUUAAAAAAGGCGUAUCGUGGAGUACGGUUCGGUACAUGAUUGGAGAAGUGCAAUAUGGAGGCAGAGUGACAGACGACUUUGAUAAACGUCUACUCAAUUGCUUUGCUAGGGUCUGGUUCAGCGAGAAGAUGUUUGAACCAACAUUCUGCUUUUAUACUGGAUAUAAAAUCCCUGUGUGUAAAACUUUGGACCAGUAUUUUGAAUACAUCCAGUCUUUGCCAUCCCUGGAUAACCCCGAAGUCUUUGGACUGCACCCUAAUGCUGAUAUCACGUAUCAGAGUAACACUGCUUCUGCUGUUCUUGAUACAAUUACCAACAUUCAACCCAAAGAGAGUGGAGGUGGUGUGGGAGAGACCCGGGAAGCCAUCGUUUACAGAUUAUCUGAAGAUAUGCUGAGCAAACUGCCCCCUGACUAUAUCCCUCAUGAGGUGAAAGCUCGUUUGAUAAAGAUGGGACAUCUUAAUUCAAUGAACAUCUUUCUUAGACAAGAAAUUGACAGAAUGCAAAAAGUCAUUUCAAUACUUCGCAGUAGCCUGAGUGAUCUAAAAUUGGCCAUUGAAGGAACGAUCAUUAUGAGUGAGAACUUGAGAGACGCCCUGGACAACAUGUAUGAUGCUCGCAUACCUCAGAUGUGGAAGAGAGUGUCCUGGGAUUCGUCCACACUGGGCUUCUGGUUUACUGAACUGUUGGAAAGAAAUGCUCAGUUUGCUGUUUGGAUAUUUGAAGGAAGGCCUAAUGUGUUUUGGAUGACUGGUUUCUUUAAUCCCCAAGGCUUCCUCACAGCAAUGAGGCAAGAAGUGACUCGUGCCCACAAAGGCUGGGCACUGGACACUGUGACCAUCCACAACGAAGUUCUGCGACAGACCAAGGAAGAGAUCACCACACCCCCUGCGGAAGGUGUGUACAUCUAUGGGCUGUACAUGGACGGAGCGGCCUGGGACAGACGGAAUGGGAAGCUCACAGAAUCCACCCCCAAGGUGCUCUUCACGCAGCUGCCUGUGCUGCACAUCUUUGCCAUCAACUCCACGGCGCCCAAGGACCCCAAGCUGUAUGUGUGUCCUAUUUAUAAGAAACCCAGGCGCACUGACUUGACUUUCAUCACUGUGGUGUAUUUGCGAACAGUGCUGUCCCCAGAUCACUGGAUCCUGAGAGGAGUGGCCCUUUUGUGUGAUAUCAAAUAGGUUCAUUUCCAUCUGCUGGGGGCACCAGGAGCCACAUUGACCGCUCAUGCUGUUGAGAGACUCUAUGAUGGGGGUGUGUGUCUUUUCUCCCUGAUUACAGCUUGCUUACUCUUUCUAAAUUAAAAAGCUGAUGCUCUAAAAUUGCCUGUGUGUGUAUUUUCUUCUCAUAUCAAUAUUCAAAAAGUUGUUUCUAAAUUGGUGCUUUUUAAUCCAGAAAAUCAUAUUCCAUUCUAAUUACUUGAUAAAGUCCAACCUUGACGUUAUAACACUUUGGAAGGUUUGAAUUUUAAAAAUCUGUAACAACAUAGUGGCAUGUUUGUAUCCUAAAAGAAACUCUAGCAGAUAAAAUAAAUUUCCCUCUAAUAAAAACUACUUUCCCUCAGAUAAAAUCUGCCCAUGUCU
Otolemur garnettii (small-eared galago) is the source of this 14376-nucleotide messenger RNA. RefSeq names its product dynein axonemal heavy chain 8 (gene DNAH8). Lineage: Eukaryota; Metazoa; Chordata; Mammalia; Primates; Galagidae. Gene Ontology annotation, cellular component: dynein complex. Gene Ontology annotation, biological process: microtubule-based movement. The coding region runs from base 1 to 13974 and encodes 4657 amino acids. The record is from RefSeq and is a predicted model, not a curated record. The transcript has 91 exons. Gene Ontology annotation, molecular function: dynein light intermediate chain binding; ATP hydrolysis activity; ATP binding.